GUCAAACCUCCUCCAUAACAGGAAGAGCAGAGCACGGCGCUGGUGAUGGCAGCGUCUGGGAAAGUGGCUUCUUUCCGCCUGCCUCCUCUCCCCACCAUAGGAGAAAUCAUAAAGCUGUACAACCUCAGAGCAGAGAGGCAGCUCUCGCAGAACUUCCUCCUUGACUUGAGGCUCACAGAUAAAAUAAUCCGGCAGGCAGGAAACCUGAAGAACGCAUGCGUGUGUGAAGUGGGGCCUGGCCCUGGAGGACUCACCAGAUCCAUCCUCAACGCUGGAGCAGCUGAUUUGCUGGUUGUGGAGAAGGACAAACGCUUUAUACCUGGAUUAGAGCUCUUGUCUGAGGCUGCCCCAGGCAGGGUCAGGAUAGUCCGUGGCGAUAUUCUCACAUACAGAAUGGACCAGGGCUUCCCAGCACACAUAGCCAAGAAAUGGGAAGAUGAGCCUCCUGAUCUGCACAUCAUUGGAAACCUUCCCUUCAGUGUCUCAACUCCACUCAUCAUUACAUGGCUGGAGCAAAUGGCUAGCAGAAGUGGGCCGUUCGUGUUUGGACGCACGAGACUCACACUCACCUUCCAGAAAGAAGUAGCAGAGAGAUUAACAGCCAGUACUGGGAGCAGACAGCGCAGCCGCCUCUCCGUCAUGGCCCAGUAUCUCAGCACCGUUAAAAACUGCUUCACCAUCCCCGGGCGUGCCUUUGUACCCAAACCAGAUGUGGAUGUGGGGGUGGUACACUUCACUCCUCUGGCUCAGCCCCAGAUCCAGCAGCCCUUUAAGCUCGUGGAGAAAUUGGUCAGGAACGUCUUCCAGUUCCGGGGGAAGCAUUGCCACAGAGGACUCGAGAUGCUGUUCCCCGAGGCCGAGCGGCUCGAGCUGGCUGAGGAGCUUCUACGCAGCGCCGAUGUUGACCCCACUCUCCGGCCUGCGCAGCUCUCCAUGGCCCACUUCCGGGCCCUAGCGGAUGCCUAUGGCAGGCUGUGCAGGGAAAACCGUGAACUGAUCGGCUAUGACUUCAGAGAAGAGCUGAGACAAAAACAUCAGAGCCAGAGACGCAAAAGCAAAGAACCUCACCCUCACCACUCGAUAAAGAAAGAGAAAUGUUAAUGGCCGAUGUUCGCGCGGGGAGACAACGGACUGCUCUUAGUGGUGACAUUUUCACUGGGGCAUGAGCAUGAAUUUUUUACACCAUUCCUUCCCGUCUCUCCUGGAUUGGAGAGCGUGGCAAAUGGCCAGCUGAAGUGUAACUGUGGCAGGAACAAGGGAAUGAGUUACAGUGGCCUUGGCUUGGUUAGAUAUGUUCUGGGUUGUAUUAGGGUCAUUGCCAAGGCUUAUCGCGUUAAGUCUGUAGUUCAGGAACUGCAGAUUGAAAUAAAAAAAAAGCAUAAAUAAAUAACAAGCAAUGAAAAUGCCAGUGGGGACAAAAAAUGCUGAAGCGCUUGUAAUCCUCCAAAUUUGCAACAGUGCGAUAACAGAAGGGCCUUUAUGAGCCAGGAGUCUGACCAAAGAGAAUCUGUGGACAGCUUGGGCAGAAAAAAUAAAGUGUUUCUCUAAUUUGGGUCAUCUUCCCCUUUUAUGCAUGGUGUUCACUAGGGAGGUUAGGGCUGAAGAGAAGAGGUGACAUACUCUGAAAUGCUGUCAUAUUCUAAAGCUAUAGGAAUGCUUUAAUCACUUCACAGCAAAAAGUGGUUCCAUUAUGUCAAGGUUCUCAGAGAAAAAUGUUCACUAUCUGUCAAAGACUUGAGAGGAAACUGUUGAGGCAACCUCAGUGCAUAAAUAAAUUUAUAUACUUUAAGUGGUUAAAUAUUCAUGUUUAUGGAUUAAAAAGCAGAAAUAUAUAUAUAAAAAUCUUUGCUCAGUCUCA
This is a messenger RNA of Colossoma macropomum (tambaqui), 1858 nucleotides long. RefSeq names its product transcription factor B1, mitochondrial (gene tfb1m). Gene Ontology annotation, molecular function: mitochondrial transcription factor activity; rRNA (adenine-N6,N6-)-dimethyltransferase activity. The transcript has 8 exons. The record is from RefSeq and is a predicted model, not a curated record. Gene Ontology annotation, cellular component: mitochondrial matrix. Bases 46 to 1101 code for a protein of 351 amino acids. Gene Ontology annotation, biological process: rRNA methylation; transcription initiation at mitochondrial promoter. Lineage: Eukaryota; Metazoa; Chordata; Actinopteri; Characiformes; Serrasalmidae.